This is a messenger RNA of Lodderomyces margitis, 813 nucleotides long. Its product is annotated as methylthioribulose 1-phosphate dehydratase. The record is from RefSeq and is a predicted model, not a curated record. Bases 1 to 813 code for a protein of 270 amino acids. Gene Ontology annotation, molecular function: metal ion binding; methylthioribulose 1-phosphate dehydratase activity. NCBI's taxonomy places the organism in Eukaryota, Fungi, Ascomycota, Pichiomycetes, Serinales, Debaryomycetaceae. The transcript has a single exon. Gene Ontology annotation, cellular component: cytoplasm.
AUGUCCGCUCCUUGUAGCUGCAAACACACAGAAUCUACUGCUUCACCAGCCAUCUCAUCAGCUUUAUCCCCCGAACUUCAAAAGGAGUUUCAAGACCCUCAACAUCCAGCUAAUUUGAUUUGUGAAUUGUGUCGAUUAUUCUAUGACAACAACUGGGUCACUGGAACCGGAGGUGGUAUUUCCAUAAGAGACGUUGAUGGAGCAAAUCCAAACUUGGUCUACAUUGCUCCCUCUGGUGUUCAAAAAGAGAGAAUACAACCAUGGGAAAUGUUUUUAGUCGAGUUACCCAACGAAAAGUUGUUGCGUACCCCAAAUGAUGUUCCCGAAGAAUUGACCAAGAAAUACAAAUACAAGCCAAGUGCAUGUACUCCUUUAUUUAUGAGUUGCUAUAAAAUGAGAGAUGCUGGAGCUUGUAUCCAUACCCAUUCACAAAGUGCCGUGAUGGUUACUUUAUUAUUUGAAAACAAAGACUACUUUGAAAUCAGCCACAUUGAGCAAAUUAAAGCAUUGCCCAAAUUGAAAUAUAAUGAAGAAUCGGGCAAAGUGGAAAAAAUCGGAAGCAUGGAGUAUUUUGAUAAAUUGAUUAUCCCCAUUAUUGAAAAUACACCCCAUGAAGAAGAUUUGACUGAUUCAUUACAAGAAGCAAUCAAGAAUUAUCCAGGAGCAUCAGCUGUAUUAGUUAGGAGGCACGGGAUAUACGUUUGGGGUGAAACUGUGUGGAAAGCUAAAGUUUACAACGAAGCAAUUGAUUAUUUAUUGGAAUUGGCAGUCAAGAUGCACCAAGCUGGGGUUCCUCUAGUUAAAAGUUCAUAG